Messenger RNA from Dermatophagoides pteronyssinus (European house dust mite), 1491 nucleotides. RefSeq names its product ribosome biogenesis protein NOP53. Lineage: Eukaryota; Metazoa; Arthropoda; Arachnida; Sarcoptiformes; Pyroglyphidae. Gene Ontology annotation, molecular function: 5S rRNA binding. Gene Ontology annotation, cellular component: nucleolus. Gene Ontology annotation, biological process: rRNA processing; ribosomal large subunit assembly. The record is from RefSeq and is a predicted model, not a curated record.
AACACCACGUGUUCAAGCUCAAUGUGAAUUGUUGAUGGAACUGAUUGGUUUAAUUAUUUUUUAACAAUGAUGUUACUAAAUGGAAAUGUGAACUUGAAUAUUUCACCCAACGAAAGAAAAAAGGUUAAAAAAGUAAGCAAAAAUAAAAAGAAAGCAUGGCGAAAGCAUACCGAUAUUAGCGAGUAUGAAGAAUUUCUGGACGAUAAAAGAUUUGAAGAACGUAUUGGUCAUUCUAUAGGUGAUGCCAAGAACGAUGAACUGUUUAUGAUUGAAAAAACUGGUGACGAUGAUUUUUAUCAGGAAAAAUUGGAUCAAGUCUCAAAAAAUCGAGAAAUCCAAUCUUGUCCAUCAUCAUUGGUUAAUAAUUCAAAAUUGAGAAAAAUUUCAUCUGAACAUCGAUUGUAUCGGAAAUUGCUACCUACAUCGAAUGUUCCAGCUGUUGUGAUUAAUAAACAAAACAGUGAUAAGCGACGUACCGUUUAUAAUGAUGAUGAAAAAUUGAUUCGAUAUUGGAAUGAUCGUAAAGAUACAAUAACUCGUGCUAAACAAGUUAAACAAUUCAAACAGAAAGCCAAGAAUGAUUCAAAAUCACGAUUCAAUAACAAUUAUGACAUAUGGAAUGAUGAAGAAAAAUCACUUGCAGUGAUCAAGAAAAAAGUACCUGAACAUUUGCGACAAAAACCAUCCUUAUUACCUGCAGUCGAGGUUCCUUUACCAGGUCAAUCUUAUAAUCCGAGUGAGGAAGAUUAUAAAACAUUAAUUAUAUCAGAAGCUGAAAAAGAAUUGAUUAAAUUGAAUGAAGAAAAAAUGUGGGCUGAUAAAGUGGAUAAAUUUCAUCUUACCAAAAAUGAAGCCCAGGAAAAUGAGAAAGCUAAUCUUAACGAAAUGUUACAAGGAUUGAUUGAUGACGAUCAAAGUGAAGAUGAUGAUAAACAAAUCGAAACUGCUGAUGAUCUUGAUUUGACUAUGGCCAUAAUAAAAUCUAAAACUAUGAAAAGAAAAACAAAACAACAAAAACGACGUGAAUUGCGUGAAAAGGAAAUAAAGAAACAAAAAGAACAAGAUAAAUUGUUACGAAUAAAAGAGAAUGAUGUUUACCGGAUUAAAUCAAUCGAAAAGGAGUUGGAUGAACGAGAACAGAAGAUCAAAGAGCGAGCGAAACUUCGACAAAUUAAGCAUAUCGAAUCGCUUUACAAACCAAAACGAUUAAGUCGACAUCGCUUCGAGGAAACACCUAUCGAAUUGAAUUUACCUGGCGAAAUUUCUGGUUCAUUAAGAUCGUUGAAAACCGAAGGCAAUUUAUUGAAAGACCGUUAUAAAAGUCUACAGAAGCGUAAUCUAAUUGAAACAAGAAUUUUACAAAAUCAUAAACGAAAAUAUAGACGCAAAACGGAAAUUAAACGAAGACAUAAAGAUACACUAAAAUGAUUCGAUUCUAUUUCCACACAAUCCAGCUGGUCAUGGUGAAAAUGGAUUAUUUUUUCCGUGUUU